This is a messenger RNA of Candoia aspera, 2476 nucleotides long. RefSeq names its product SEC61 translocon subunit alpha 2 (gene SEC61A2). Gene Ontology annotation, cellular component: Sec61 translocon complex; membrane. The record is from RefSeq and is a predicted model, not a curated record. Gene Ontology annotation, biological process: SRP-dependent cotranslational protein targeting to membrane, translocation; post-translational protein targeting to membrane, translocation. The coding region runs from base 129 to 1559 and encodes 476 amino acids. NCBI's taxonomy places the organism in Eukaryota, Metazoa, Chordata, Lepidosauria, Squamata, Candoiidae. The transcript is spliced from 12 exons. Gene Ontology annotation, molecular function: transmembrane protein transporter activity; signal sequence receptor activity; ribosome binding.
UGGGCGGUGGCCGGCAGCCUCCGCAGCGGCGAGGAGGCCGGAGGCGGGGAAGGGGAGCCGCCGCCGCCGCCGCCGCCUGCCUGCGAGCCGGAGGGCGCCGAGCCCGGGCGGAUCCCGCCUCCGCCAGCAUGGGGAUAAAAUUUCUAGAACUCAUUAAGCCCUUCUGUGCUGUUUUGCCUGAAAUCCAGAAACCUGAAAGAAAAAUUCAGUUCAGAGAAAAGGUUUUGUGGACAGCCAUCACCCUCUUCAUUUUUUUAGUAUGCUGCCAGAUACCAUUAUUUGGAAUAAUGUCCUCAGACUCUGCGGAUCCUUUCUAUUGGAUGAGGGUCAUUCUUGCAUCAAACAGAGGCACUUUAAUGGAGUUGGGUAUCUCUCCUAUUGUGACUUCGGGCUUAAUUAUGCAGCUGCUGGCUGGAGCCAAGAUCAUUGAAGUUGGUGAUACGCCAAAAGACCGAGCCCUUUUCAAUGGCGCUCAGAAGUUGUUUGGAAUGAUUAUUACUAUUGGGCAAGCAAUUGUAUAUGUCAUGACGGGGAUGUACGGGGAUCCUUCUGAGAUGGGGGCCGGAAUCUGUCUCCUGAUUAUAAUCCAGUUGUUUGUUGCUGGCUUGAUAGUACUGCUGCUUGAUGAGCUUCUGCAGAAAGGUUAUGGCUUGGGAUCCGGCAUUUCUCUCUUCAUUGCUACCAACAUCUGUGAAACCAUUGUCUGGAAGGCCUUUAGCCCUACUACCAUUAACACUGGCAGAGGUACGGAAUUUGAGGGCGCCGUCAUUGCCUUGUUUCACCUCUUGGCAACACGAACUGACAAAGUCCGUGCGCUGCGGGAGGCGUUUUACCGCCAGAACUUGCCAAAUCUCAUGAAUCUGAUUGCCACGGUGUUUGUGUUCGCUGUCGUCAUAUACUUCCAGGGAUUUCGAGUUGAUCUCCCAAUCAAGUCUGCUCGCUAUCGCGGGCAAUACAGCAGCUAUCCCAUCAAGCUCUUUUAUACCUCCAACAUCCCCAUCAUUCUUCAGUCCGCUUUAGUUUCCAACCUCUAUGUCAUUUCCCAGAUGUUGUCUGUGCGGUUUAGUGGCAACUUCUUGGUAAAUUUACUUGGGCAGUGGGCAGAUGUUAGUGGUGGUGGCCCAGCGCGCUCCUAUCCUGUUGGAGGUCUCUGCUAUUACCUCUCCCCACCAGAAUCCAUGGGGGCUAUCUUUGAGGAUCCGGUCCACGUGAUUGUGUAUAUUAUAUUUAUGUUGGGCUCUUGUGCCUUUUUCUCGAAAACGUGGAUUGAAGUGUCCGGAUCAUCUGCAAAAGACGUUGCCAAGCAACUGAAAGAGCAGCAAAUGGUAAUGAGAGGCCACAGAGACACUUCCAUGGUUCAUGAAUUAAAUCGGUACAUCCCCACAGCAGCUGCCUUUGGAGGGCUGUGCAUCGGGGCGCUCUCGGUCUUGGCGGAUUUCCUCGGCGCCAUUGGCUCCGGCACUGGCAUUUUGCUUGCGGUCACCAUUAUUUAUCAAUACUUUGAGAUCUUUGUCAAAGAACAGGCAGAGGUCGGAGGCGUGGGUGCUCUAUUCUUCUAAACACGCCAACAUCAAGUGGCUUGCAAGAGAGGGAAUUUGUCCUCUGACAACGUUUAAGUCCGAUAAUGCCAUUUUUUUUUUCCGAAACAAGUGCUAUGUCCCCCAUUGUUCUCAUAAUGGGCUUCUGUGCAGCUUCAGAGCCAGCUGCCUUAACAAUCAAAGUUUACAUUGUCUCGGUUAAAAUCCAAAAGUCUCUCGUGUGGCCUGUAACAUUGGAAAACACAUCUCUCCUCUUCAACACUAGAGCAAAGAUGGCCGGACGGGUGCCCAUUUUGUUACUAGGAAACGCUUUGCACACUUGACAGUGGGGGUGAAAGGUGUCUGUGCCCGUUGCAGGCCUGACACCCGUUGCAAAGAGUUCCUUGUUGCUCCAAAUGGGGACCCUUGAGCUUGUUUAAAAAGUAUAUCAGUUUGUUUCCUUGAAAUCUAUAUUUUACCUGAAUUACUUUUACAUGCUCAAAGGAAAACACUCUCCCUUGCAACUUAGCGCCCUGUUGAACUAUACAUCACAGCCCCCAGACUCUGAAAUGAAGCCGAUGGUGGAAGAGCAUUUCAAUGGCCUCAUUUGCGAAUUUGGAUCCAGUGAAACUUGAGGGCCGGCAGACCAGGAUAAGCCGAUUCCAGAUUUCUGCCAGCCCGUCAGGCACCAUCACAUCGUGGGCCUGGGGUGUCUUUCAGCCUGUGAGUUCUUUCAGGAUGGGGGAACGGGGAAGAGACCAUGAGCUGCUUGAAACUUCACCCUCACCUCCUUUCUUUCCAAAGUAGAUUAAAAACACACACACAGCCAAGCAAAGGUGUUGGUCUUCAAGGGGUAUGGCUUGUGUUGGGAAGAAACAAAGCCCUUAUCUUGUCGUGCUUCUUUGCGGCAAUGUAGCCAGUGUAAACAUUAGACAUUAAAGUUAUUUAAUUAAAACCUC